CCGCCCCUACGCCUCACGCCGCCGCCGCAACUGCCAACGAAUGGGUACGAAGCCGAGGAUCACGACGCAGGCGGCCUCCGUGAAGAAGCUGAGAAGGAAAUCAUCAAUCUCAAUUAGAAAGACGAGCAGCACCGGAUCGGAGCUCCGAAUCGGCGGCGGCGCGUCGGUCUCCGACAAGCUGGAGGCUCUGAAGAGCCUCGUUCCUUCGGAAAAUGCAGAAAUAAAGACCGACGAGCUCUUUAAGGAAACCGCUGAGUACAUUGUGCGUCUGAAAACACAGGUUUUCGUUUUGCAGAAAUUGAUUGAUUUUUACGGUUCUCAACAUCGAGAAAAUGCUGUAUAGUUAGUUAAUUGAUGUUUUUUGAUCAUCUGGUGAAGGAAAGGGGAAAAAAUUGGCGACAAGAAAAUUAGAAAAAAAAAACAAAACAUUAUUAUCACUAUUUUUUUUGCAAUUUUCAUACUGGUUGUAGCAUAAUUAGUCAUCCAUGCAUUUUGUGAUAACAAUCCGUUCGUUUCACGUCUCUUGUGCUUUUAAUCUGUCACAUAUACACAAUUUCUGCAUUUGAUUCAUCUCUUUGUUCAUGAUGUGGAAAAUUUGUACCGAAUUCCAUACGAACAUUUUGUAGCCUCCAUACAGAUAAUUUACUUGUAUUCUGCA
Molecule: messenger RNA, 658 nt
Organism: Andrographis paniculata
Lineage: Eukaryota; Viridiplantae; Streptophyta; Magnoliopsida; Lamiales; Acanthaceae
Exons: 1
Coding region: 41-343 (100 amino acids)
Biological process (GO): regulation of DNA-templated transcription
Molecular function (GO): protein dimerization activity
Source: RefSeq, a predicted model, not a curated record